Manacus vitellinus (golden-collared manakin) is the source of this 1652-nucleotide messenger RNA. It is a transcript of the gene CCN3, whose product is annotated as cellular communication network factor 3. The transcript is spliced from 3 exons. Bases 1 to 780 code for a protein of 259 amino acids. Gene Ontology annotation, molecular function: heparin binding; integrin binding. Gene Ontology annotation, biological process: cell adhesion; signal transduction. Lineage: Eukaryota; Metazoa; Chordata; Aves; Passeriformes; Pipridae. Gene Ontology annotation, cellular component: extracellular matrix. The record is from RefSeq and is a predicted model, not a curated record.
AUGCCUUCCCUUUUCCCACUAGUGCUGGAGGGAGACAACUGCGUGUUUGACGGGAUGAUUUAUCGCAACGGGGAGACGUUCCAACCCAGCUGCAAGUACCAGUGCACCUGCCGCGACGGACAGAUCGGCUGCCUGCCCCGCUGCAACCUGGACCUGCUGCUCCCCGGCCCCGACUGCCCCUUUCCCAGAAAAAUCGAAGUCCCUGGAGAGUGCUGUGAGAAGUGGAUCUGCGACCCCGAUGAUGAAGUGAUUUUGGGAGGUUUUGCUAUGGCUGCCUACAGACAAGAGGCCACACUUGGGAUUGAUGUGUCGGAUUCAAGUGCCAAUUGUAUUGAGCAGACAACAGAAUGGAGUGCUUGCUCCAAAAGCUGUGGAAUGGGCUUUUCCACUCGUGUUACAAACAGAAAUCAACGGUGUGAGAUGGUGAAGCAGACGCGGCUCUGCAUGAUAAGACCUUGUGAAAAUGAUGAGUCAUCUGAUAAGAAAGGGAAGAAAUGUGUCCGAACAAAGAAGUCUGUGAAAGCUGUUCACUUUGAGUACAACAACUGCACGAGUGUGCAGACAUACAAACCACGUUACUGUGGCCUCUGCAGUGAUGGGCGAUGCUGUACCCCACACAACACCAAAACCAUUCAGGUGGAGUUCCGCUGUCCUCAGGGCAAAGUCCUAAAAAAGCCAAUGAUGUUGAUCAACACCUGCGUCUGUCAUAACAACUGUCCUUUGAGUAACAUUGUUUUCUUCCAACCAUCAGAUCUGUCAUCUAGCGAAGUAAAAAUAUGAAAAGUACGAAUUAGAUAGCAUAAAAGAUAUAAAUAGUUUAUACAAAACUUGACCCACAAUCAGGUGAAGGUAACAGUUGCGUAUAUAAAAUAACUAAAAUGUUUUUUCAAAACGGUCUUUCAAACUAGGUGCUUUCUUUUUUCCUGUAGUUUAUUAAAUACCUCAUUUUACGUUUCCCCCCUCCAAAUGUCUUUUAUUCACUUGAAGGAAAUUUUGUACCCUGGACAGAGCCUUCUUUUUUUCUCGAUGGUGACAGAAAGGUCACAAAGGAGACAGCUAGACUUUCUCCUGGGUUAAGGGGAUCAUGCCACAAGUUUCAGUAGCUGUAGGACUGGGCUCUUUAAGAGUCAAUGUAUCACAGAAUCUUCCAGAUUCUCAAUUUCAUUCUGCAUCAUGCAUAUAAACUUAAGCAAUGUUCUUUUCCUUUUUAAUGAAACUCUGUUUUUUGAUGACAGUAAAAAUCUUACUGAUGGAAGUGUUGCAUUCUUGUGACUUAUAAAAUACCUUCUGUCAAUACCUCUGACUUUCUCUGAGGAUUAAAUUUGCACGUAGCCUCUGAAAUGACAUAGCUAAGGUCCCUUAUCCUGAAGCGCAGGUUGAUAGCUAACAGCAGUUAAAUUUCUCUUUGAUAACUUCACUAGCACUCUAAUCCAAAACCGACUAAAGUCAGUGUCUUAUAAGUAUUUGAUUCUAAUUAAUAUGUGUCUGUAGAUAUAACUAUUUGGAUGCAAAAAUAAUAUAUCUGUAAAUUCCUCUAAAAUACUAACUGUAUUAUAUGGUGCUUCAUUUCUUAGAAAGGUGUGUAUGUAAAUAGAAACUGUAUAUAUUGUAAUAUAACUUUACUAAGUAAAUAAACUCUGUGAUUAAAAAUA